Molecule: messenger RNA, 679 nt
Organism: Triticum aestivum (bread wheat)
Lineage: Eukaryota; Viridiplantae; Streptophyta; Magnoliopsida; Poales; Poaceae
Product: non-specific lipid transfer protein GPI-anchored 31
Biological process (GO): lipid transport
Molecular function (GO): lipid binding
Source: RefSeq, a predicted model, not a curated record
GACUGCAGCGACGCCCUGAUCAGCCUGGCGGGGUGCCUGAGCUACGUGCAGGAGGGGAGCACGGUGGCGAUGCCGGAGGCGACCUGCUGCUCCGGGCUCAAGGACGUGGUGAAGAAGGAGGUGGCCUGCCUCUGCCAGGCCUUCCAGGGCGGCCAGGACUAUGGCGUCACCCUCAACAUGACCAAGGCCCUGCAGCUGCCCGGCGCCUGCAAGGUCAAGACGCCUCCCUUCAGCAAGUGCCACAUUUCCAUUCCGGGCGUGACCGGUGGGUCUCCAGCACCUGCACCUGCCCCGUCUUCCGGUGCUCCGUUCUUCGGGGGCUCGCCGUCACCAUCCACGCCUUCGGCUGAAUCACCAGCCGCAGCCGGAACCGGAAGCGGCGACUCCACCACCGCUCGAGCUCCAUCGCCGUCGGCCUCCGCCGUGGCCACCUUCCCGUCUUCAGCAGACGUCCUCCUAGCCGCAGCGACUGUCGUUGUGAUGACCCUGCUCGUGUGAGCAGCUGGGCGCGCCUGUAAUUCAGCAAACCUGUUUCGUCGUUCAUGUGACCAUUUUCGCUAUACCCGCCCGACACAGCUGAGAAAGCAGACCCAGCCUUGUUGCUGGCUUUGCUGCAUGUACCGAGAUGUAUCUUAUCUGAGAGUUUCCAUUCCAUUUAUACAGAUGUCACAUUCAUAUA